Messenger RNA from Asparagus officinalis (garden asparagus), 2153 nucleotides. Its product is annotated as probable protein phosphatase 2C 12. The transcript is spliced from 9 exons. The record is from RefSeq and is a predicted model, not a curated record. Bases 364 to 1662 code for a protein of 432 amino acids. Gene Ontology annotation, molecular function: protein serine/threonine phosphatase activity. Lineage: Eukaryota; Viridiplantae; Streptophyta; Magnoliopsida; Asparagales; Asparagaceae. Gene Ontology annotation, biological process: protein dephosphorylation.
AAAAAAAGAAAAAAAAGAAAGAAAAGAGAGAUAAACCAGAAUCGCAACAAAAUUUCUCCCCUCGUCUUCCCUCUCUCUCUCUAAUAAAUCCAUCAAUCAAAUCGAAACCCCUCAGUAAUGUCAAAUUCCCCAAUUUAAAUCCCCAUAAUUUCUACCCAAAAGAAAAGAGGAAACAAAUAAUCCCCAAAUGUGAUUGAUUGCAUCUCCUUCGAAUCUCUCUCGAGUCCGCCCAUGCCUUUUCUCGAUCAAAUCUCGACCCCAAUUUCCCCUGUAAUCAGAAGGGAGAUCGUUUCCUGAUCGUGAAAGCUCCUCUCUUUUUCUUUCUCCCUCGCCAGAGAAAAAGACGGGAAAAUCGAAGGGAAAAUGUCGAUGACGAAACCCAAGGACAAUCAAACGCUGCCGCUGGGAGUUCUCCUGAAGCGGGAGCUGUCGACGGAGAAAACGCCGGAGAAGCCCGAUAUAAUCCACGCGCAGGCAAAUCAGAGCAAGAAAGGCGAGGACUUUACGUUUCUCAAGACCGAAUGCGAGCGGGUCCCCGGCGAUGGGUCGACGACGUUCGCCGUUUUUGCGAUUUUUGAUGGGCACAACGGACCUGCUGCUGCUAUAUAUGCCAAGGAGAAUCUUUUAAACAAUGUUCUAGGUGCAAUCCCUUCAGAUCUGUGCAGGGAUGAGUGGAUAACAGCAUUACCUAGAGCCCUGGUUUCAGCUUUUGUUAAAACAGAUAAGGAUUUCCAAGCUAAAGCCCAAAAGUCAGGGACAACUGCAACAUUUGUAAUCAUAGAUGGGAUGGUUGUAACUGUAGCAUCUGUUGGUGAUUCACUUUGCAUACUGGAAUCUGCUGAAGGUUCUAUUUAUUGUUUGUCAGCAGACCACAGGCUGGAAACUAAUGAGGAAGAGGUGGAACGUGUAACAGCAAGUGGUGGUGAAGUUGGGAGACUAAACACUGGCGGUGGUACUUCAUUUGGUCCUCUUAGGUGCUGGCCUGGUGGUUUAUGCUUGUCAAGGUCUAUUGGAGACAUGGAUGUUGGUGAAUUUAUUGUUCCUGUCCCUCAUGUGAAGCAAGUGAAGCUCAGCAGUGCUGGAGGACGCCUUAUCAUCUCAAGCGAUGGUGUGUGGGAUGCUCUCACUUUUGAGCAGGCUCUUAGCUGUUGUCGAGGUUUGCCACCGGAUGCUGCAGCAUCUCAAGUUGUCAAGGAAGCUGUACAAGGUAAAGGACUAAGAGAUGAUACGACGUGCAUUGUGGUUGAUAUAUUGCCACCAGAGAAGCCAACUCCUUCCCAAAAUCCAAAGAAGCCAGGAAAAGGGGUGUUUAAGAUAUUUAGGAAAAAAUCUAGUGAGUCUUCGUCGCAUGCUGAUAAUGAUUCUCCUGAAUCAGAAUUCGUGGAGGAAAUAUUUGAGGAUGGAUCUGCAAUGCUGUCCCAAAGGUUAGACACGGAAUACCCACUCUGCAACAUGUUUAAACUUUUCACAUGUGCAGUAUGCCAGCUUGAUAUGAAACCUGGUGAAGGCAUUUCAGUGCAUGAGGGUUCUUCACAUCCUAGAAAAGUUCGUCCUUGGGACGGUCCUUUCCUUUGUUCUAGUUGCCAGGGCAAAAAAGAGAAAAUGGAAGGCAAGGGCUCUUCUAAAGAUUCUUCAUCUCAAGGAAGGAGAAAAAGUGAAUAGUCCGAAUCAUCACUACAUUCAAUUUAUUUUAAAUUUACCGGAGGUUAACAAAAGUUUCGGAGAUAGUUAACUAACUCGAAGGUACAUUUGAAAGCUUCCCAUUGAUUUAUUCGUUCUCCUGUAAAGAGACGAGCAUUGACGCCUAAUCUUGGUAGAAGGCUGAGUUUAGCUGCACAUUGUGGUGAUUCUGCACUUAGAGGAAAGGGUCAGAAUUUUUACAGAGGCCUUACCUCUUCUAAUAAUGCAGAGAAACCUUAUAUUUUCAUUUCUUUCUAGGCUCAUUGCCAUGUAUAUGAAUUAGCAAAAGGGGCAAAGUUCGGGGGUAUACCUUGUGUUAUUGUGGUAAAGUUUGGAAGUCAUCAUAGAAUUUUCUUUCAAACAGAGAGGGUAGCUUACACGUAUUUAAUUGUCAAGUUCCACUGUUUGUGCAGAAAUGAAAAUUAUUGGAAACAUUCUUUCAACAUUGCAUCAUCUAUUCAAUAUAUUUGCUA